GUGUGGUGCAGGAAGGUCCAGCUGCAGUUCCCAGAGACAGAGCUGAUAGAGUGGGAGGAGGGGGACCAUGAGGAGAAGUUCUCCCCCAGCGGAGCCGGGGCCAGUCCCAGAGUCCUCAACCCCCUGAGGCUAUUCGCUAGGGGGGUCCCUGGAGCCGUCGGGCCCCCCAGCCUUAAACACAACCCCAUCAGGGACAUGACAUACCUAGAGAACAUGGAGGACUUCUGGGAUUGGUUAUCCAACCAGACAGAUGUUCAGGCCAGCCAGGUCAGAGCCAAGCGACGACCCAUCGUCAAGACAGGCAAGUUCAAGAAGAUGUUUGGCUGGGGAGACUUCCACUCCAACAUUAAGACCAUCAAGCUUAACCUGCUGAUCACCGGGAAGAUCGUGGACCACGGUAACGGAACGUUCAGUGUCUACUUCCGCCAUAACUCCACCGGCCUGGGGAAUGUGUCGGUGAGUCUGGUGCCGCCGUCUAAAGUGGUGGAGUUUGAGAUGGCUCAGCAGUCCACACUGGAGACAAAAGACUCUAAAGCUUUCAACUGUCGUAUCGAGUAUGAGAAGACGGACCGCAACAAGAAGACGGCUCUGUGCAGCUUCGACUCCUCCAAGGUGUGUUACCAGGAACAGACACAGAGCCACGUCUCCUGGCUCUGCUCCAAGCCCUUUAAAGUCAUCUGCAUCUACAUCGCCUUCUACAGCGUGGACUACAAACUGGUGCAGAAGGUCUGCCCGGACUACAACUACCAUAGUGACACUCCCUACUCCUCCACUGGCUGAAGGUCUGCUUGGACUACAACUACCAUAAUGACACUCCCAACUCCUCCACAGGCUGAAGGUCUGCCCGGACUACAACUACUAUAAUGACACUCCCUACUCCUCCACUGGCUGAAGCUCUGCCGGACUACAACUACCAUAAUGACACUCCCUACUCCUCCACUGGCUGAAGGUCUGCCCGGACUACAACUACCAUAGUGACACUCCCUACUCCUCCACUGGC
This is a messenger RNA of Salvelinus sp. IW2-2015, 1000 nucleotides long. Its product is annotated as neurexophilin-2-like. The record is from RefSeq and is a predicted model, not a curated record. Gene Ontology annotation, molecular function: signaling receptor binding. NCBI's taxonomy places the organism in Eukaryota, Metazoa, Chordata, Actinopteri, Salmoniformes, Salmonidae.